This is a messenger RNA of Morchella sextelata, 1353 nucleotides long. RefSeq lists its product as uncharacterized. NCBI's taxonomy places the organism in Eukaryota, Fungi, Ascomycota, Pezizomycetes, Pezizales, Morchellaceae. The record is from RefSeq and is a predicted model, not a curated record. Bases 1 to 1353 code for a protein of 450 amino acids. The transcript is spliced from 3 exons.
AUGUCCUCCAACUCAAAUUCUCGUUUACACAACGCUGUAGAGGCCGCCGGAAAGAUGGAGCGGGGCGAUCCAAUAAUCUCCGACUUCAUCAGGCAGCUCCGAGCGCCUCUGACCGUCUCCGAAUUCGUCACGGAGCUGCACAGCUACGGCGACAGUGACAGUGAGAACGAAGAGAUCAAUAUCAAUCCUUAUGGAGCCUAUCGCAAGGCGAGGGAACGUGCCCCUCGGUCAACCUCUCCGCCGCCGAAGCCGAUUGAAUAUUGGGAAGAUCUGGCUGAGGAGGCAGAGCGUGUCAUGGCCGUUCUCCGAUUCCAAGACCUUGAUCCUCCUGUUUCCAUCGCUGCAGAGACCUCGGAUGAUUCUUCAAUAAGUUCUCCGUCCUCCGAGAAUAGUGAAGAGGAAGCUCCCCGCCCUUCCGGUGGUGAUCAUGUUACUUCUGCUUUCCUGUUUCCUAUUCUGGAAACGAGCUCACAGAAGGUGGACGCUGGCGCUACUGUAGCUUCUGUUGUCGGGUCUAAUGAUGCGACCAAAGGUUCACAGAACUUGGAUCCCGGCCAAGGUACCACACAUGGCGCUAAUGGUCACCGUGAACAUCGUCAGCACAGCGAGGGGAAUAGGAACAAUUCCCAAUAUCCUAUGUUCCAGGCCGUAACCGAGACCUCCUGGGCACGCCUCGAGCGCCAACGUGCACAAUCGGUCUGGGCGGAUGGACACCCAGUUGGUGAGGAUGAAAGACGAAAAGGCCACCACGGAAGGCAUAAAAGCCAUGAUAUCAGACAUAAUAAGUACUCGAAGGAUCUCGGAAGGCCGUCCACCUCCUCGAGCAAUCAGGAUAUCGGACAAGGAAACAUCACCGGGAGCAGGCCCCAGCACCUAAGACACCACCGUAGCCGGACAAUGGGCGAAUACCCCGAGCCUGCUAGGUACCGUGGUCUCGACACCGAUAACAGGAACAGUGCCCCUCUCUCCUCCCGCCAUCGUCGUACUCGGAACGAAGUCGUCCCUGCCGACGCGUCUCAACAAUUUGAGCGUGAGGACCCCGACGAGGGGACGACCUUCAAGGAUAGGAACAGCGUUCCUAUCUACUAUGAGGCUGCGACCUGCGAAUGGCCCGCUCAGCCUACUGAAGGGCUCGGCGGCGUGGUAACCCUGGAGCAGCCCGCUUAUCAGGGCGCGUUCGGGAAGUUCAAGGCUUUCGGUGACAAAAUCGCGAAGAAGUUCAAGGAGCCCAAGGGCAACAGGACCGGUCUCGAGAAGGUUGCCGAGGCGCGCGAGAAAAAGGAACGGCGUCAUGCGGAGGCUGCCCGGAAACAUGAGCAGAGUGCUAGAAGGUCGUCGAGAUGGGACGAGUGA